AUGUCGUCAUCUAUUACGAUUCCAACUAGCAGAAAUUCCAAUAAGGCUACGACCACGGCGAGCCCAAGUACGGCACUUGCAAAGGAAGAACAUACUACCAUCAACAUUGGAGAUCCUGAUGGUACUCCAAGACUUAUCACCUGUGUUCGUUCUUCACAAGGGUUUGAUUGGAAUCCUGAAAUCUUCCUCCCUUCCUAUAUGGAAUCUGACUUUGAAUCACUCGAACGAAAGCGCGACCCUGUCCAUGAGAUUCGAUUGAGUGACGAGGAAAUCAAACAAAUGUUUCCCCAAUAG
Sclerotinia sclerotiorum 1980 UF-70 is the source of this 294-nucleotide messenger RNA. RefSeq lists its product as hypothetical. Bases 1 to 294 code for a protein of 97 amino acids. The record is from RefSeq and is a predicted model, not a curated record. The transcript is spliced from 4 exons. NCBI's taxonomy places the organism in Eukaryota, Fungi, Ascomycota, Leotiomycetes, Helotiales, Sclerotiniaceae.